Molecule: messenger RNA, 1469 nt
Organism: Phytophthora nicotianae INRA-310
Lineage: Eukaryota; Oomycota; Peronosporomycetes; Peronosporales; Peronosporaceae
Exons: 5
Coding region: 170-1237 (355 amino acids)
Molecular function (GO): RNA binding
Source: RefSeq, a predicted model, not a curated record
AAAAGUCUCUUUUACGGCUUCGAAGCUGGAAGGGGUGUCACGUUUAAAUUCCAUCAGUAACUGCUGGAUUUUAUUUUAACCGUUAUCACGACUUCCCUCCCCUUUUGAUACGCUAUUUCACCAACGAGGGAACAAAUCAACCAGCAAGACAAGCAAAGAGAGCAGUACGAUGGCGAAGAAUUUGGGCUUCGCGCGCGGCGGCACCAGCUCCUGGGCCGAUGACGAUGACGUGGACUUCCAGCCUUUGCCCGCGACCCCCAAGAUCGCUCCGACGGAGGCGCCACAGCCCAUCGAAGAGGAGGAAAUCCAACACCACGAGCAGCAGCGCGAUGCGCCCCGAGGAUACAACGACCGCUACGACGACCGUCGCGGUGGCCGUCGAGGAGGCCACGAAGAGCGCCGUGGAGGCUACGAAGAGCGUCGUCGCGAUUCCCGCGACGAACGUCCGAAGAAUCCCGUGCCGGACGUCGGUCCAUGGAAGCUUUUUGUGGGCAACUUGUCGUUCCGUCUGACGGAGGACGAUCUGGCAGACUUUAUUGGUCCACAGGGUAUCAGGGACAUCCGUUUUCCACGUGACCACGACAAUCGUCUUAAAGGUUUCGCCUAUGUGGAAUUCGAUGAGAGGGAGCAACUCGUGAGGGCGCUCGACCUGGAUGGCCAAAAACUGGAUGGUCGUCAUGUCAAGAUGGAUGUGGCUCUAGAUCGCGAGCGCAAACCACGUGACAAUGGCUGGUAUGACAAGCGCAGCGAUCGCUCUAACGACCGUCGUGAGAGGACUGAAGCUCCUCGGGAACGUCAGCGUCUGACUCUAUUGCCUCGCUCUACUUCCUCUGAAAAGAAGAAGUCGGAUGCUCACAAGCCCAGCAUUUUCGGAGAUGCCAAGCCCCGCGAUGAGAGUGCUUAUCUGGAGCGUAAGAAGGCGCUUGAUCUUGAACGCAAGGCGAAGGCUAAGGAAGAGAAAGAGGCCAAGGCCAAGGCUAAGGCUGACGUGGAAGCCAAGGCGCUGGCUCGCAAGAACAGUCACGACGAAGGCCGUGGUGGUCGUGGACGCGGACGUGGCGACCGUCGUCCGACUGAAGGUGGUCGUGGUCGUGGAAAGGAGAAUACUCCGGCACGGAAGUCGGAUCCCCGUCCGAAGCGUACGGAGCCUCCUACGACCAAGAUCUCGGCUCCGGCUCCUGCCAAGACGGCCAAUGUGUUUGACCUCCUGAACGAUUCGGACUCGGAUUCGGAUUAGAGUUUUGGGAUUGCGGAACGUUGGUCUCCCUUUUGUGCUGAUGCAGGGGCAUGCUCUACAUCUAGUCGGCUGCAGGUAGUCAAUAGUCAAGCGAAACUAAAAGUUCUCGCUACGUCGCAUCAGUUUUCUCGAUCGCUGCGUAUAACUUAGUGUCCUUCUGUCGACUUUUAGUUAAUGCAAGACACUAUAGUUCAACCAACAACUGUCUCUAUUAGAGCAUGAACUCCUGGUA